UAAGGGUAGAAGUAUUAUUAUUUUGGGGAUUUUGUAGUGUCGAGUGAGAAAACAGGGGCUAAAACCACAAAUUAUUUCAUCGGAGGCUCGUAGAUUGUGCCCUGCUGGUAAAUCAAAAUCAACCGAGUUUUACGCUUUUUGCUAUUAGUUCUUCUUUCUGGUCAAAUCAUAUUGCUUUGAAAGUCAAAUGGAGAAGCAGUAAUUGUUAUUUUUUCAAAUAAUUGAAUUGGCAAAAACACUAAAAAAAUGGAGUGCAAUAGAGAUGAAGCUUUAAGGGCGAAAGGAAUAGCAGAGAGGAAAUUUUUAACAAAAGACAUUUCAGGGGCAAAAAAGUUUGCUUUAAAAGCCCAAACUUUGUUUCCUGAACUUGAGGGUAUUACUCAAAUGAUAGCAACUCUAGAUAUUUAUCUUGCUGCAGAAAAUAAAAUAAACGGUGAAUCAGAUUUUUAUGGGAUUCUUGGUGUAAGCCCAUUAGCUGAUGAUAAAACCGUGAGAGGGCAUUACCGUAAUUUAGCUUUGUCUCUUCAUCCAGACAAGAACAAAUCCAUAGGGGCAGAUGGGGCAUUUAAGUAUAUUUCAGAAGCAUGGAGUCUGCUAUCUGAUAAAGCAAGAAGAAAAGCAUAUGACCAAAAGAGAAACACAAACACUAAUCAAAAUGGUUUCUACAAUUUCACAAGAAGUACAACUACAACUACAACUAAAAGUGCAACUGCAACCACUUCACAAACAAAUUUGAAGACAUUUUGGACUGUAUGCCAUGCGUGCAAGAUGCAAUACGAGUAUUUAAGAAUGUAUCUUCAUCAAAAUCUCUUAUGCCCAAAUUGCCAUGAACCCUUUUUAGCAAUCGAGACUCCUGCCCCAAAUACAAAAGUUUCUACAAAAGGUUUAAAAAGCUCCAAAAUAUCAACCAAGAAUCAAGCAAAACAUAGGAAAGGUGAAAAUCUUGGUGAUUACACAACCCACCAGUGGGGCCCGUUUUCCAAUACAACAACAACUCCUGCUUCUUCUGUUCAAGCUGCUACUUUGGUUCAACGUGCUUAUGAAAGGGUAAAAAGGGAAAGAGAAGAAGCUCAGGCUGCCAUUAAACGUGAGGAAGCUUUAAAAAGAAAAAAGAAAAGAUCAGGUAAUGUUUCAUCAUCUGGGCAUCAUACUAGUGGUGGAGUGGUUGAUUUGAAGAAAGGUGUUUUGAGUAAUGAUGUCAAUUCUCUACUUGUUCAUAAGGCAAGAAUCGAAAUCAAGAAAAGAUUGAGUCAAUGGAAGUCAGAAACUUUGGUCAACUGUAAGGUUGACCGGAAAGAAGAACAAAAAGAUGACUCGGUCAAUGAGCUGUCAAGAACGAACACAAUGACACCACUCCUGAUUGAUGUCCAGGAUCCGGAUUUUCACAACUUUGAUCGGGAAAGAAGCGAAGGGCGUUUUCGGGAAGGUGAAAUAUGGGCAGUGUAUGAUGAUGAUGAUGGGAUGCCAAGAAAUUACGCUUUUAUCCACAAGGUGAAAUCAAUCGAUCCGUUCAAAAUAAAGGUAUGUUGGCUUCUUAAUUCAACAACAAAUAAUAACGAAAGUAUGGAUGUUUUUCCUUUGAAGAAAGCAUUUGGGGAGUUUAGAAUAGGCAAACACCAGAGUCUCUGUUUUGCUAAUUAUUUUUCACAUAAAGUUAAUUUUAAGAAAAUGGAAAAUGGGAGUUUUGAAGUUUAUCCAAGGAAAGGAGAGGUUUGGGCUUUAUACAGAGAAUGGAAUGAGGAAAAAAACCGGAAUGAAUUCAAUUUCAAACAUAAGUAUGAAAUUGUUCAAGUUGAUGAGUGUGAUGAAGAAGAAGAAGGGUUUAAGGUUACCCAACUUGUGAAAGUUGCAGGCUUUAAAACCGUGUUUCAUAGGCAGAUAAAUGUCAAGGACAGAAGGGUAAUUCCGGAAAGUGAAAUAACGCGGUUUUCGCAUCAAAUCCCAUCUUACUUUCUAACAGGUCAAGAAUCUUUGAAUGCUCCAAAGGGUUGUUGUGAGCUGGAUCCUGCAGCUGUUCCUGAUGAGUUUCUUCAAGUGAUAGCAGUAGAAGAAGAAGAAGAAGAAAACAUCCAUGAUCAUGAUGAUAUUGAUGAGUCAGCAGUUUUAGCGGAUGUUAAGCAAGUGGUGAACUUGGAUGAUGAGGUAGUGGUCUGAUUCAUGACAUAAAGUUUUGUUGUUUGAAGUUGAGAGAGAGAGAGAGUGCAUUAGGCAGUUGGACACUGUGCAUAAUAGUUUGUCCCUGUUUUUAUACUGGAUAUAAAAGUCCAUUUGUUUGGGGUACUUUGUAGUUUAUGCUUGUUAAUGUACCUGAAGAAGGGUGUAAAAUGCUAGUUUUGACUUUGUGAUUUGAGGUCAAAAUGUGAGAGAUGAAUGAAUACAAGGAGGAAGGAUGUAUUUAUUUAAAGAUAUAUUUUAGUCUGAUUGUGACAUUUAAUUAUUGUUUUAUUCA
Messenger RNA from Lactuca sativa (garden lettuce), 2449 nucleotides. RefSeq names its product DNAJ heat shock N-terminal domain-containing protein. Lineage: Eukaryota; Viridiplantae; Streptophyta; Magnoliopsida; Asterales; Asteraceae. The record is from RefSeq and is a predicted model, not a curated record.